This is a messenger RNA of Talaromyces marneffei, 1335 nucleotides long. RefSeq lists its product as uncharacterized. Bases 1 to 1335 code for a protein of 444 amino acids. The record is from RefSeq and is a predicted model, not a curated record. NCBI's taxonomy places the organism in Eukaryota, Fungi, Ascomycota, Eurotiomycetes, Eurotiales, Trichocomaceae. The transcript has a single exon.
AUGGAUGGUUCUCCACUCACUGCAUACUCGCUCCCACAUCACUGUGAACCCUCGUCCGAUUUCUUAGCGUUUCUCUCGUCUACGUUACAUAUAUGCAUUUCCAAUGAAUUGGGUCUAAUCUCGUCGAUACUCGGCUGUCUGAGCAUUGUCUCGUGGCUAUUUGCGCAAUUACCCCAGAUUUAUAAGAAUUACAAACUACAAUCGACGGCCGGACUGUCUGCAUUCUUCUUGGUUGAAUGGUGUCUGGGAGAUACUGCGAACUUGGUCGGUGCCUUGUUCACACGUCAAGCGACAUGGCAAGUGACGAUCGCUUCAUACUACGUUUUUGUGGAUGUUGUGCUCGUCAUUCAGUAUUAUUGGUACACUCAUGUGAAGAAGACGGACAAAGGAAAGGAUAGUGUUGGUGGCUCAUUCAAUGAAGACCAUGCCCCGAUCUUUGAUGGGAUCCGUGUAGGAGAUGGGAGCCGACCCACGGAUAAUAUGAACCCGACGCAAAUAAUGCGCCCUUCCGAACCAAAGGAUGUGGGCUUGUUCAAAUCAAACGCAAACUCUCCUCCUCGCUUUUACUCACCUUCCUACUCGGAAAAGUUUGAGAAUCGCCGUGUACGUGGCACCGGUUUUCCUUCCGGAAGUAUGCCUCUAGGAGUGUCGCCGAGAACCGUUCUCAUGACAUCCAUGUUGUGUGCUGUGCUAGCAAAUGCAUCUCCAACCUCUGCAACCCCGUCAACCGCUGUGUCUCCUUCUCCCUCUCAGCUGCCUUCAAUCUUCGACUCUAUCAUGGAUCCCCACAACAUGGACAUUGAAACAAUUGGCCGAAUUCUAUCAUGGAUAUCUACCAUUCUAUAUCUCGGCUCACGACUUCCACAAUUGUAUAAGAAUUAUGUUCGCAAAAGCACCUCCGGUCUUUCGCCUUUAUUAUUCAUGGCUGCCUUUACCGGGAAUUUCUUCUACUCUGCAUCGCUCCUCACAAACCCCAAUGCAUGGUACGACUACCCACCCUACGGCGGAGGCGGAUGGGCCGAUGCAGGCGGCAACAAUCGUGCUGAAUGGGUCGCCCUCGCAACACCGUUUUUCCUGGGUGCAGCUGGCGUUUUGAGUUUGGAUGCAUUCAUGGGUGUACAGUUCUUGAUCUAUGGUGAUCAAGGUGACGAGCCACUUGUGACGGUGGACGACCCAGAAGAUCCAGGCCACAAACAAUGGCGACGCGUGAGCGGAUGGAUGAGAGGAUGGAUUCCAUCUGGAGAAUUGAACAAGUACCUCCGCAGCAAUUCUGGAGAGACACAGUCUCUACUUGGUGACAACACCAAUCGUACCAACGAUUAUGGCGGCGUUUGA